Molecule: messenger RNA, 738 nt
Organism: Rubroshorea leprosula
Lineage: Eukaryota; Viridiplantae; Streptophyta; Magnoliopsida; Malvales; Dipterocarpaceae
Source: the annotation of a GenBank genome assembly
CACCUGACCCUAAGCAGAGGCAGAGUGGUUAUUUCCUUCGACAUUGAGAGGGGAAGAGAAAAAAGAUGGAUGCCACGCGGAAGCAGCUAUGACGACGUAAGGGAGCUGAAUCGGAAGUACUACGACCGCGAUGUCUGCCUCCUCUACUUGUCUGGCCUUUGCCCUCACGAGCUCUUCCAAAUAACGGAGUGAUUGGUACUAGAUGAUUGUUGCCAGGAAGCAAAUGAAUAUGAAACUGUUCUUGCUCAGGUAAGUAAACACAUAUGGUAGUAUAACUUAUGUUUGCCCAAAUUAAUGUUUUUCUUAGUAAGCUUUGACAGUUCCUCCUGUGGACGUAUCAACAUGUUUAAUUAAGAGGGUAUUUAUUACUUGUGGCUUGGCUUUGAAAGUAUUAGCAUUGUUUUAAAAACUGGUCUGGACUGGCCAGUUGGACCGAUAACAUAAAUAGGUCAGGUGGAUACCUAAAACCGGUAUGGAGGUUGAACCAUUCAAACCAGCAGAACCAUUCAAACCGGUGCAAACUAUCGAACUGUUCAACUGGAUGGUUCAAUGUUUUUGAGAAAAUUUUCUUAGAUUUGCCACCUCCAGGGUUCGAACACAUGAUUUCAAGUAGAUUCUCAAUAACUUUUGCUACUGGAGCAUGACCUUUGAAAUGGGUAUUGUCUGUUUAAAAUUUUAUUUCUUUUAUUUUUAAGAAGAAGGGAAUUGAAAGUAAGGGAAUCAAACUUUCUUCAACUU